Molecule: messenger RNA, 1978 nt
Organism: Scatophagus argus
Lineage: Eukaryota; Metazoa; Chordata; Actinopteri; Scatophagidae
Gene: cbx8b
Product: chromobox homolog 8b
Exons: 5
Coding region: 117-1232 (371 amino acids)
Source: RefSeq, a predicted model, not a curated record
CUGUUCGUGAGUAUUAUGGUCUGUCGGGAAUUCAGAGUGGCUGGGACUGGAGAAAAAUAUCUGCUUUGCUAACGUUAGCGUCCAACAAGCUAACGGUAGGUAGCACUGGAGUAAACAUGGAGCUGUCUGCCGUCGGGGAGAGGGUGUUCGCUGCCGAGUCUAUCAUCAAACGGAGGAUAAGGAAGGGUCGGAUUGAAUACCUUGUGAAAUGGAAGGGCUGGUCUCCCAAAUACAGCACUUGGGAACCAGAAGAGAAUAUUUUGGACUCGCGCCUGUUUGCUGCCUUUGAGCAGAGGGAGCGUGAAAGGGAGCUCUAUGGGCCCAAGAAGAGAGGACCGAAACCCAAAACAUUUCUGCUCAAGGCUCAGGCUAAAGUUAAAGCCAAGUCCUAUGAGUUCAGGAAUGAGGCGGUUCGAGGGAUGCACAUCACCUACCCAACCCCAGAGCCAGUUGUCACCCCGAGGGCCAGGGAGGGCCUCAGAGCUGUUGUUCCUACCAUCUUCCCACCCAGUACCGUUAACCGUGGAGAGAGCGUACGUGUCCGACCAUCAGAACUGUGCUCCCGUGAGCUCCAGCAGCCUUCUCUUCAACAAAUCAGUCCAGAUGGACUCACCCAUGUACCCAAAAAAAGAGGCCCAAAGCCUAAGCCCCGCUUCAAGGACAGCAGCUGUGGCCCUGUGGUGUCUGAGCCACACAAGAGGAGAGCGGAGGAGCAGGUGAGCCACAUCCCUCACAAACUGGCUAAGCUCCAGGGUGGUGAAGAGAUGAGGCUGUCCCACAGACACCCAGAGAAUCACGGUCACAGUCAUAAGCACCACCAUCACCAUCACCACCACCACCACCACCAUCAUCACACACAAAACCGGGGAAUCUCCAGUGGAAGCUCCUACAAGCAGUUCUACGCAGACCGCAGCCUGUAUCCACACAGAACAGACUUGGACACACACAGGACUAAGGACAGCUCCAGCUACCUGGCACCCCCACUCUUCAAGCACCAGUCCAAAAUGAGCCAGAGCCCGAGUCGCCCUGCAGAACUUCCACAGAUGGAAAAGCCUUACUUCUUGGACAGGCCGUCCCCAACCAGGCUUGACGUGGACUUGGAUGAAGUGACGUGGAGGCCCUCUCUCGGCAACGUGGAAAAGGUCCUGGUGACCGACGUGACCACCAACUUCCUGACCGUCACCAUCAAGGAGAGCAGCACUUCCAAAGGCUUCUUCAAAGACAAAAGAUGAUUGCUGACUGAUUUCUUUAUGCCACACUUUCCCUGCUGCUUUCCCUGACUUGUAACAGGAUCAUUUUGAAGUGUCAUCGUUAGGCAAAGCAGUUUUUGUAUGUAAUGUAUAAUAGCAAAUUACAUAAUGUGCAUAUUUGUAUAUAUUAUAAAGUUGGACAUAUGUUCAAUGUAUUGACCAAAUCAAAUGAAGUCCAUUUCACAACUUGCAUUGGUUAAACAUGAAAAUGAGUUGCAUGUUUCCUUUGCAGCAGCUGGCUACUAUCUGUACAGAGCUUUUGAAUUUUACUAUUUUGCAUCUGAAACUAACUAGAUUGUAUUUUUUCACUCUCUUCCAGCCUGAGCUCGUGAGAGAUUCGGGGCUUGGAUAUUAAAUCCACUCUGUGGAUGAAAUAUUUCUUUAUAAUUUGAACCGAUUAGACUGAAUAUACCCUGGUCACUUGUAUAGGGUGAAUAUUUAAAAAUUGACUAAAGCACUUUGAAUUGAAAAGUAUUAAGAAAUAUUCCGUUUGUGUCGUGUUCUCAGACCGAGUGCGUUUCGGAGUUUGUAAUGCCUAACAUUUCUAAUUGUGAGAUAAAUUAAUAAAUUCAAUACAGACACUGUGUGCAUAUAACUGCAUUUUCCAUUAACAUAGUAUAUUUUACAUUUUCAUAGGCAGCGUUCAUGAAGCUUUAACAAGAUAAUUUCACAGUUGUUGUCAAACUGCUUUUUAGACGCUUUUCAAUAAAUCCUUUGAAUUUUUCUCA